Molecule: messenger RNA, 946 nt
Organism: Arabidopsis lyrata subsp. lyrata
Lineage: Eukaryota; Viridiplantae; Streptophyta; Magnoliopsida; Brassicales; Brassicaceae
Exons: 2
Coding region: 193-813 (206 amino acids)
Source: RefSeq, a predicted model, not a curated record
CUUAGAAGAAGCUCAGGAAAGGAGUAAGACCUAUUCCAAUGCUCGUAUGUCUGACCGCAACGGUCUCGGUCAUCACAUCCACUUCUCAGGGCCUAAGUCUUAUCAAGAAAUCCAAGACGAUAUGGUAAGUUUAAUUCUGUUACUUCUUGUUAUUAAACUUUGUAACUAUGAAUUCAGACAUCUGUUUUGGAGAUGUUAAUAUCUGUUUAUUUGGUUACAUUGCAGGAAGAGGAAUUGGGAAGACCGGUAAGUCUUGGUGAAGUUUUCAUCAAGAAACAUACAAGGCCGGAUGGUACAUAUGUUGAUCGGAAAGCGGAGAAGAUUGCAAAAACUUAUGAGCAGAAUGUGCUUGAUAGGUUGAAUGACCUAGAGGCAGAUCCUUCUGCAGUUUCUGAUGGCACUUCACGACCUCGGGAGCUCACAACAGAGGAGAAAACCACCAUCUUUCUUCAGUCCACUGAGAGAGAUGCAAGGGGAAAUCCGUAUGGAAUCGGAAGUCUGAAGAACACUCUUGUCAGUGGCAAUCGCAAGUACCCUGGAGACUCAUCAUCCUUUCAAGCUCUGGAAGAACAGCUAAAGGAUGCUCACCGCAAAAUAGAAGAGCAGGUUGCAUAUAAUGAAAGGCGAGAGUCUGAGGUUGCUUCCCGUGAAGCUGAGCAAGCUCGAGUCGCGGCUGAGCAAAAGGACAAGCUCGAGCACUUGUCCUUGGUGGAGAAGUAUCUGCGUCAAACUGAUCCUCAAUUCCUCCACUUCAUGGCCACUCAUUCUUCUUCAGCUGGUACCACAGACCCAAUUCCCCAACAAGAUCCAUAGGUUGCUCUAUUUCCCAACUCUAUUCCUUUUCCCUUGAACAUUGACGUGAACAUUAUGUGUGAUCUGUAACUGUUGUAGUUUGCUAUGUUUAAAUGGUUUGAACACGAACUUAAUGUGUAUUUCCCUUGUAACU